UCAACGACUCCGGAAAGGACCGUAUAGUUGAAAUAUUUAAUUUGCUUGCAGUAAAAUAAACCUAAUAAUAUGGAUGAAUUGUCGAGGGAGGAGCAGGACCUGCUUAAAGAUACCUUCAAGAUCUUGGACAAGGAGAACGAAGGAGCCAUCACCUCCAAGGAACUGGGGCUGGUGAUUCGAGCACUGGGUCGCCAGCCCAACGAGUCCGAGGUGCAGUCCAUGAUAAAUGAAGUGGACUCGGAUGGAAAUGGAAACAUCUCUGCCGCGGAAUUUUGCAAUGUGAUCCUGCGCAAAAUGCGCGAUACAAAUAGGGAGGAUGAGCUGCGCGAUUCCUUUCGCGUUUUUGAUAAGGAGAAUAAUGGCUAUAUCUCGGCUACAGAGUUGAGGGCCAUCUUUGUGGCACUGGGCGAAAAACUAGGCGACGACGAGCUGGAGGAUAUGAUACGCGAGUACGACAUCGAUCAGGACAAUCAUCUCAAUUUCGAGGAGUUUGUCAACAUGAUGACCUUGCGUUAGUCUCCUCACGAAACUAUACAAUAAUAACACAUACCUUGUCUACAUUUUGCACUGAAAAAGGAAACUAAAUACGUUUAUAGUAAGAAUGUGUUAUUGUAUAUUUUAUAAUGGUUAAACCAAAUUAAAUGGUUGUGCAUAUGAAAAUAAAAAACCAAGCCGAAAAAGUA
This is a messenger RNA of Drosophila rhopaloa, 683 nucleotides long. Its product is annotated as neo-calmodulin. Bases 70 to 516 code for a protein of 148 amino acids. The transcript has a single exon. Lineage: Eukaryota; Metazoa; Arthropoda; Insecta; Diptera; Drosophilidae. The record is from RefSeq and is a predicted model, not a curated record. Gene Ontology annotation, molecular function: calcium ion binding.